AAAAUGGUCUUAACAAAAUCUUAUCUGCGUUACGUCGAAGCUGGAAUCUUUGGCGUAGUGGGAAGUGCUAGAGCUAAUGUGUGUCUUGUUCAAAGUGGCGAGAAAAGACGUGAAAUUUGCCGCGCGAUUGUUCCCGCACUAGAAAAUGUAUAUAUUUGGGACGCUAGACUUGGCGAAAAAGUGAAUGUCUUACAAGGUAACAAGAGCGAAGUUACAUGUCUCUGCCUCAGUCCUAACUCUGAACAUCUUGCUGUUGGGUAUGGCGAUGGUGUCAUCAGAAUUUGGAAUAUAAAUAAUGGUACAUCUUCAGUGACAUUUAGUACUUCUGAUUUCAAUUACUAA
Molecule: messenger RNA, 342 nt
Organism: Xenia sp. Carnegie-2017
Lineage: Eukaryota; Metazoa; Cnidaria; Anthozoa; Malacalcyonacea; Xeniidae
Product: WD repeat-containing protein 3-like
Exons: 4
Coding region: 4-342 (112 amino acids)
Biological process (GO): maturation of SSU-rRNA
Cellular component (GO): small-subunit processome; Pwp2p-containing subcomplex of 90S preribosome
Molecular function (GO): protein binding; snoRNA binding
Source: RefSeq, a predicted model, not a curated record